GCACGCGCAAGGCAGUGUGGGACGAGCACGUGGUUGUUGUUGGUUGUUGGUGGUGGUGGCAGCAGCAGUGGCAGUGGCGAGACUGCGACGAUGGCGGACGACGAUGGGCAGGAGCAGACGAUCGCCGAGGACCUCGUGGUCACCAAGUACAAGAUGGCAGGGGACAUCGUGAACAAAAUCAUGAAGCAGCUGGUGGAAGCUGCCAAGGGUGGGGAGUCGGUGAGGAGUUUGUGCGAAAAGGGAGACAACCUGAUUGUGGAAGAGACGAAUAAAGUGUUUAAGAAGGAAAAAGAAAUAAAGAAAGGCAUUGCCUUCCCGACCUGCAUCUCUGUGAACAACUGCACCUGCCACUUCUCUCCACUCAAGAGCGAUCCCGACUGCACCAUGCAGAAUGGGGAUCUGGUCAAAAUUGACCUGGGAGUUCAUGUGGAUGGGUUUGUCGCCACGGCUGCGCAUACUUUCAUCCUUGGUGUUUCCAAGGAAAAUCCAGCCUCGGACAGGAAAGCGGACGUGGUCAAGGCGGCGUUCCUGUGUUCGGAGGCGGCAUUGCGGCUCGUCAAGGCUGGAACAGAGAACACUCAGGUGACUCAGAUGUGGAAUAAAAUGGCAACUGAAUUUAAAUGCACCCCCAUUGAAGGCAUGCUGUCCCACCAGCUGAAGCAGCACGUGAUCGAUGGGGAGAAGACAGUCAUCCAGAACCCCACUGACCAACAAAAGAAGGAUCAUGAAAAGGCUAGCUUUGAAGUACACGAGGUCUAUGCUGUGGAUGUCCUGAUCAGCACUGGGGAAGGCAAGGCCCGUGAGACUGGCCAGCGUACGACUGUGUUCAAGAGGAACCCCGACAAGCACUACAUCCUGAAGAUGAAGGCCUCGCGCGCCUUCCUCAGCGAAAUCUCCACCCGCUUCGACGUCAUGCCCUUCACGCUACGGGCAUUUGAGGACGAGAAGAAGGCACGCAUGGGGGUGGUGGAGUGCGUGAAGCAUGAGCUGCUGCAGCCUUUCCCCGUGCUCUACGAGAAGGAAUCGGAGUUUGUGGCCCAGUUCAAGUUUACUGUGCUGCUCAUGCCCAAUGGGCCACUGAGGAUCACUGCCAACCUGCACAACCCUGAGCUGUACAAGUCGGAGCUGGAGGUGCAGGACCCUGAACUCAAGGCGCUGCUGCAGAGUUCUGCCAGCAGAAAGGCCCAAAAGAAGAAGAAAAAGAAGGCUGCCAAAGGUGUGGCAGAUGCUGCAGAUGAGCAGGAGGUCGCAGAAGCAGAGUAAAAUGAACCUCUUGCCUCACCGUGUUCAAUGGUCGGAUUUGGACUACGUUCAACUUUGUAUUUUUGAAGUCCGGGAAAAAAAAAAUGUUUUUUUAUGACCGUAAACAAAUGCGGCCAGACCAAAUUAGUUUUUUUUGUUCUUUCAUUUCUUUUCAGUCCAAUUUUUUUCCUGAUUUUAAACACAAGCGUGUACUCUUAUGCAACGUUAUACAUGCUAAAAACGGAAUGUAGUUUUACCCUAUCUCAAGAAUUAAGUUUUAAGAGUUUUGCAUCAACUUGUGUUUUCUUUCUAUAAGGUUAAUUCAGUGACUUAUCCUACAAAAUGCUUACCCAGGCAUUUGUGGUUCCCUGGGUAGCAUGUCAUAUUUUAACUUGUCAUCAUCAGAGCAAUUUACAUUCGGUUAUACUUAAGAGCAUUUGUAAUGCACAUGUUAAAUGAUAACGUGUCAGAUGCUGUUUCCUUGUUUAGCUCAGAUCAGCCAUUGUGAUGAAAGUGAACAAAAUCAUAUCAAUGGGGGGGGGGGGGGGGGGGGGAGCUGUGUGAGAUACUUCCAAAAAGGUUUGUGUAUCUGUGGACCAUAUGGGGGACAACAUUGUAAUGCCCACAGCCUACUUGUUUCAACAAUUAAACAUGUUCAUGUCUUGCAUAGUUCUAAAUGCCCUACCUCCAUCUCUUCCUUAAAUUCUGGAAAACUCACCGCCACAUCCAGCAUGGUUUUUAAAAUGACCUUCCUGUAAUGACUCGUUCAGCUUGUUGAACCAUCAAAUGCCUGGUUUCAUUUGUUGCAGAAGGGGACUAGUAAUACUUUCAUUGCAGCAUUUUAAUUUGGUCAAGCACACUUUUCUUUGUAAUCUGCAAGGUGUACUAUGUUUUACAAACAAAGCUCAGUGUUUGAUUUUAAAAUUCAUUUGCAGGCAAGGGUUGUUAUUUAAAUGCUGAAUAAGUAAUUUUAGUAUUGAGACAUCGUGUUUGCUUUUGUGACCAGCUUCUGACCUGUGGAUAAUUAAAAUAAACUUUGAAUUUGCAACAAUGUAGGUAGUAUUUCCAUAUACCUUAUAGUUCAGUCUGAUAACUGUUAAGUUAAAUUACAUCAAUGUAAAACUUCUAACUUAUUUUGGGUAAACUGAUUGCUAUAACAAUAAAAGGGAAACACUGCUCAUAAAUCAUCCAAAAACAAAUUUGGUCUGGCCCAACAAUUGCUUUGCAACUCAGCAGAUAAUACCAGCAGACUGAAACACUUUUUAAAUAAAAUACCAUUGAUAAGCAUUUUGUUACCAAAUUAUUCUGUACUUUAUAGCGGCAUGCUUAAACCUCUUGUGAUGUGCCUCAGGUUUAUCCAUUUGAAUGGCCAGUGUGGAAUAAUAAAGGCAACGUGGACACCUA
Molecule: messenger RNA, 2646 nt
Organism: Lethenteron reissneri (Far Eastern brook lamprey)
Lineage: Eukaryota; Metazoa; Chordata; Hyperoartia; Petromyzontiformes; Petromyzontidae
Gene: PA2G4
Product: proliferation-associated 2G4
Source: RefSeq, a predicted model, not a curated record